CAACCCCAGCUUCGCCAGUCCUUGUCAGCGACUGUUGCCCCAAUAACGACAAUCGCAUAAUUCGCCGCGGAGCGUACCCCGGAACAUCCGCCACUAUGAAGAGCAAGCGCGCACGCGAGGCCGCGUCCACAAACGACGAAGAGAAGCCGGUUCCCGCGGCGGCGGCCGAGGAGCAACCGGCCAAGAAGCGCAAGAGAGACGCCGCGACCGCCAACGAUGACGACGGCGACGCUGAGGUGAAGCAGAAGAAGGCCAAGAAGGACAAGGGCGACAAGAAGAAAGACAAGAAGAAGGACAAGAACAAGAAGGAGAGCCGGAGGGAGAGGAAGGACAAGCGCAAGGACCUCCAGGACCUGCCUGAGGAGGACGGCGAGGAAGACGAUGAGGUGGUGAUGGGUGAGGUUGAGGCUACUCCUGCUAGGGUGGCCAAGGAGGAGGAGAAGGAUAAGAAGAAGAAGAGUGAUGAGGGCGAGGAGGAGGACAAGGAGAAGCCCAAGAAGAGCAAAAAGGACAAGAAGGCCAAGAAGGACAAGCGAGACCCCUCAACCACCACCGACACGAGCGGCAACAAACCCGCCACGACCAGCAAUGACGAUGUCGUUAACGACGACGGCGAGGGCGAGGGCGACAAGACGGAGGAGCAAAACGGCAGCGGCAAGCCCGACCGGCACAUCGUCUUCGUGGGCAACCUACCCUACACGGCGACCAAGGAGACGGUGCACGCGCACUUUGCGUCGCUCAACCCCGUCUCGGUGCGGUGCCUGACCAAGAGGGACGGGGACGCGAGCAGAGGAGGAGCUGGUGGUGGUGGUGGCGGCGGCGUUGGGACGUGUCGCGGCAUCGCGUUCGUCGAGUUUGCCAACGUGCGGACGAUGCGCACGUGCCUGGACCGGUUCCACCACUCGUUGUUUGAGGAUGGGAAGUCGGCGGCGCGGAAGAUUAACGUUGAGCUGACUGCCGGCGGCGGCGGCAAGACCAAGCACCGCAAGGACAAGAUCAUCGCCAAGAACAAGAAGCUCGACGAGAACCGCGCCAAGCGCAUCGACAAGGAAAAGGCCGCCAAGGAGAACAACAGCAACAGCAACAACAGCAACGGCGGCGGCGAAGGCGCCCCCCCGAACAAGGAGCGCCAGAGCGUCAGCGAGAGCAUACAUCCCAGUCGGCUGGCUAGGAACCCCCGCCUGGGCCACCGCUGAGUUCGUAACCGCGAGUGGAAACGACGGGACGGACGACCCCUCCUAGCCGCGCAAAUUUGACGGCGCUCAAUUAUAUCGCCUUUUUUUUUUCUCUUUUUGAAGUUGUUUUCUGUCUUG
Molecule: messenger RNA, 1313 nt
Organism: Purpureocillium takamizusanense
Lineage: Eukaryota; Fungi; Ascomycota; Sordariomycetes; Hypocreales; Ophiocordycipitaceae
Exons: 2
Coding region: 96-1196 (366 amino acids)
Molecular function (GO): RNA binding
Source: RefSeq, a predicted model, not a curated record